Camellia sinensis is the source of this 1233-nucleotide messenger RNA. NCBI's taxonomy places the organism in Eukaryota, Viridiplantae, Streptophyta, Magnoliopsida, Ericales, Theaceae. The record is from RefSeq and is a predicted model, not a curated record.
UCUCUCUCUCUCUCUUAUUUUCUUUGUGAGAAUUUUCCACUUAAGCAUAACGCUUGAAAAACGUUCCUCCUUCUCUUCUCUUCUCUUCUCUUCUCUAUCUAUAUAUGUUUUGAGCAAAAACAGAGAGAUUUUGAAGGUCUGUGAUGAUAAUAAUAGUAGUAGUGUGUUGAGAAAUGGGGGCUUGUGUAUCAGUCCAGAGACACCCUGAUUCGAACAUGAAGUUUCGACUAUCGUUUCCGUCUAAAACUGACAAUCUUGUGAUUCCCUCACCCAUCAAAGAAAAAUCCAUCAUCUAUGGUGACCGUCCGAUCGCCCAAGCUGGACUCAAAUCUCAGUGGUCACCGUCUCUACCAGUGACGACUGUUCGUGAUUUUGUUGCAGGUAGUAAAGAAGAGGCCUUUUUUGAUUCCCAACCCUGGUUAGAGUCAGAUUGUGACGAUGAUUUUUUCAGUGUUAAUGGCGAUUUGACCCCAUCUCGUGGUAGUACUCCAGUCCACCACAGUUUCUGUGCAGGAACGGCACGUGCCAAUAGAGCCCUUUUUGAUGACAAAACCCCCAGAUCCCAACCCGAACCAUCCCCAAGGAAGACACUAGCUGACUUUUUUCGAGAUAGCUUGAGAAGCAACCAAGAUGUUGAUGAGCAGAACAUAUUAAGCAACCAAAAUGGGGUGAAUGAAAAAAUUGAAGCUAAGACGACUAUGCUUGGCCUCCAUCCAAUAUCUGUAAAUGGUACCCCUUUUGUCUCUGGAGCUAAUUCUGUGUGCAGUAGCGAAAGAACUCCUAAUGGAGAUUACAGACCACAGAAGGAGAAACCAAUGAAGUCCGUGCAGUGUUGUCUUCCGAGAAUCCUUUCAAGCCGUAGCUUCAAUGAAAGGAAGAAGUGGACGAGCCCUGCUCGUAGUGUCGGGUAAUUUAACCGAUUUCCCGUUACGUUUAGUACUAUGUAUAUGAUAUGAAGCUGCCAUAAUAUGGAAGCUUUGAGAUUCUGUGGAUUUGCUUGACUUUGAAUCCAUGAGAUUUUGAGUACAUAUAUAAAGACAUCGGUGGUUAGCUCUAGUGAAAAUUUACCCUUUAAAGAACAUGUGUAAAGUAGAACAUGUGUAAAGUGGUAGUUAGUAUGGUUAUUGUCCAUAACUAUAAAUUAUCUCAAGGUGACUUUUGCCUUCCAAGUUUAUAUUUUCAUAAUGAGAUGACCAAAGAAAUGGGUCCUUUAGGGCCAUGUGUUGUUUCCAA